GUUACUUCGUUGCAGAAAGUUCAAUAGCUCACCUACGUUGCAUCUUUCAAAACCAUCAAUUCUCCAUUUCUACUUCAAACUUCACAUAUUUCUCUCAUCUUCCAAUUCUUAAACAAUUAUUUUUCGUAAUUCUCCCUCUCAAAUUCCACCACCAAUCCCCAAUUUCUCCACUUUCUCCCUCCUCCAUGUCCAUGUACCUCUUUUCUUCCAACAAUGUGGACUAGAGCAUGCUCCCAAUUUUUCAAAUUAUCUUAUCGCAACAAAAAUCUAGGGUUAGGAUUAGGAUUUUGUACGAGAUGUUAUUCUACUGCAGAAAAAGGGAAGCGAUUUGCUGCUCUUUGGGGAAACGGAGAUUACGGGAGAUUGGGGCUUGGGAGCGUCGAUUCUCAAUGGAGGCCUGUAAUUUGUUCUGCAUUCAAUGGCGAUAGUGUUCGCUCUAUCGCUUGCGGCGGUGCUCACACUCUUUUUCUUACAGAAUCUGGGCGUGUUUAUGCCUCUGGGCUCAAUGAUUUCGGACAGCUUGGGAUUUCGGAUGAUAAGAAUUACGCAAUGGAGCCAGUUGAAGUUUCUGGAAUUGAGAAAGAAAUCAAACAUGUUUCAGCUGGUUAUUGUCACUCAUGUGCAAUUACAGUGGAUGGGGAGCUCUACAUGUGGGGAAAGAACUCUAAUGGUCAGCUUGGGCUUGGGAAGAGUGCACCAAAAGCAGUCUCAACACCAUCAAAAAUUGAAUGCUUGACAGGGAUCAUCAUUGAAAUGGCUGCUUUAGGUUCAGAGCAUUCUAUUGCUGUUACUGAUGAAGGUGCCACCUUGAGCUGGGGUGAGGGUAAUUCUGGAAGACUUGGUCAUGACCGUCAAUCGGGCUUGUUCAAUUUCCUAAGCAGCAGGAGUGAAUAUUCUCCAAGGCUUGUCAAGAGACUUGAAGGAAUCAAGGUCAAUACAGUUGCUGCUGGCUUACUGCAUUCUGCUUGUAUUGAUGAAAAUGGCAACGUCUUUAUUUUUGGUGAGAGAAAAUUACACAAGCUUAACUUUGGAAAAUCUGACGAUGUUACUGGACCAUCAAUGCUCUCGGAACUGCCAAUAUCUGAAGAAGUUACCUGUGGUGGUUAUCACACCUGUGUUAUAACAAGAAAUGGAGACUUGUAUACAUGGGGUUCAAACGAAAAUGGCUGUCUUGGCAUUGGGUGUACAGAUGUCAUUCAUUCCCCAGAGAGAGUUGAAGGUCCUUUUCUAAGGCAGUCAGUCAGUAAGGUUUCUUGUGGGUGGAAACACACAGCUGCCAUUUCAGCAGAUGGCUAUGUUUUCACAUGGGGAUGGGGAGGUUCUCAUGGAACAUUUUCCGUGGAUGGUCAUUCUUCCGGUGGACAGUUGGGCCAUGGAACUGAUGUUGAUUACAUUGAGCCAACUGUCAUUGAUCUUGGCAGCGAUGUGAAGGCAGUAGAAGUAUCCUGUGGAUUCAAUCACACUGGUGCCAUAUUUGAAUACAAGUAAGUUCCAGAAGAAAGUGAUGUUGUAAUGCAGAUAACUUCUUAUUUCUUUUGUUUACAUCUCUGAGUUAAUUUUUUGUAAUAUAAUCAAUAUGAACAUAAAUAAUAAAACCGGCCCAAGAUAACUGUAUUUAGUGAGCAGAUAAAUUCUACUCGUCUAGUAGUUGUACUGCCUGUACCAUAUGCAUGUAUAGUAAUUGUAAACGAAACCACAAUAAGUUCCAAAUUUUCAGAAUAAAACCUUGAAAUAUACAGUUAUACCAUACCAACUUGAAAUUGUGUGAGUGAUCAGAUUUGUUUCGAAUUUUGUUUAAAACCGAUGUAGCAAAAAUUGGAAACGAAUGAUCAAGCUCUCUCAUUCAGUUCUCAAACAAAAGGUACUCUUGGCUUAUAUUGUUGUGGAUUGUACUCUUCUCGCGUGUUUCUGAUCUUUUAGGAGUCACAAUUCAAUCUCGUGUUUAAAGGCAGAUAUGUUUCCCUUUAAACUGAUGAAAUUGUGAUUAUGCUAGUGAUUUUGCUGACCUCUUUGUUAUGAGAAAGUCCAUAAUUUUAUAUUAUAUCAAUGUUGCGGUAGUUCAGCUAUUUGAUUAACAAAAUAAAUUGUGUUUUGUUGGUUACUGAAUGUCCUAUGUAAAAUGUCGUUUGUUUCUUAAUUUUAUGUGAACUGUUUUCA
Molecule: messenger RNA, 2157 nt
Organism: Spinacia oleracea (spinach)
Lineage: Eukaryota; Viridiplantae; Streptophyta; Magnoliopsida; Caryophyllales; Amaranthaceae
Product: ultraviolet-B receptor UVR8
Exons: 15
Coding region: 214-1488 (424 amino acids)
Source: RefSeq, a predicted model, not a curated record